UCCAAACUAAACCCAAACUCUUGUUUCUCCUUAAGUGUGCAUGUUUGGUGCCACACUCCGAAACUCGAUAGCUAUUGAUUCUGCAGCCAUGCCUGAGGCUCCGAAGCACUUCUGCAACGAGCCAAAGGAGCUUGACGAUGGUGGCAGUAACAGUAGCAUCAUCAUGGAGAAUAAGAGGGCCCUGGAAUACAUUGAAGAGGUCACCAGAAACGCUGAUGAAAUUCAAGAAAAGGUGCUUGCACAGAUCCUUUCUUGUAGUGCAGAAACUGAGUACCUCCGACGCCAUGGCCUAGACGCUCGCACUGACAGAAUCACUUUCAAAAAGCUCGUCCCAGUCGUCACUUACGAGGAUUUAAAGCCUCAUAUUGAUCGCAUAGCCAACGGUGACACCUCCCCAAUUUUAUGUUCCAAACCCAUCUCAGAAUUUCUCACUAGCUCUGGAACGUCUGGUGGGGAGAGAAAGCUGAUGCCUACAAUCGAAGAGGAACAAGAGAGAAGAUCAUUGCUUUAUAGCUUGUUGAUGCCGGUGAUGGAUCAGUUCGUGCCUGGUUUGGAGAAGGGAAAAGGCAUGUACUUUCUCUUCACAAAAUCAGAAGCCAAGACUCCCUCUGGACUCCUUGCUCGUCCAGUUCUCACCAGCUAUUACAAUAGCUCACAGUUCAUACACCGCAAACCCGAUCCCUACGCAAACUACACCAGCCCAAACGAAACCAUUCUCUGCCCUCACUCUUACCAAAGCAUGUACUCUCAGUUGCUCUGUGGCCUUUUCCAGAACGAGGAAGUUCUUCGCGUUGGCGCAGUCUUCGCCUCCGGUUUUAUCCGUGCCCUUAAGUUCCUCGAAAAGCACUUCCGUUGUCUCUGCAAUGACAUAAGAACGGGCACCCUAGACACCAAAAUCACUGACCCAUCUGUGAGAGAAGCUGUGAUGAAAGUGCUGAAACCAAAUCCCACGCUUGCGGAUUUCAUUGAAGCCGAAUGUUUGAAGGGGUCGUGGAAGGGAAUCAUUACCAGGAUAUGGCCUAACACCAAGUAUGUUGAUGUUAUUGUCACGGGAACCAUGUCUCAGUAUAUUCCCAUAUUGGAUUAUUAUAGCAAUGGUCUUCCUCUUGUGUGCACCAUGUACGCUUCUUCUGAGUGCUACUUUGGCCUGAAUUUGAACCCCUUGUGUCACCCAACUGAGGUCUCUUACACACUCAUUCCCACCAUGGCCUACUUUGAAUUCCUGCCCGUGGAUCACAUCAAUGGACAUACUGAUUCCAUUUCUAACCUAGACCAUGAACAUUUGGUAGAUCUUGUUGAUGUCAAGAUGAAUCAAGAGUAUGAGCUUGUGGUCACCACUUAUGCAGGACUUUAUAGGUACCGGGUUGGCGACAUCCUCCGUGUAGCUGGAUUCAAGAACAAGGCUCCUCAGUUCAACUUCGUGUGUCGAAAGAACGUGGUUCUCAGCAUUGAUUCUGAUAAAACCGACGAAGUUGAGCUCCACAAUGCUGUCAAAACUGGUGCUGAUCAUCUUCCACAAUUUGGUGCAUCUCUCACUGAAUACACCAGUUGCGUGGACACGUCAACAAUUCCAGGCCACUACGUUGUCUACUGGGAAAUCAACACAAAUGGGGAAACCCCAGCAAUUCCUUCUUCUGUUUUUUGUGAUUGUUGCUUCGCAAUUGAAGAAUCUCUGAGCAGCGUGUACCGGCAGGGCAGGGUAUCGGAGUGUAUUGGAGCCUUGGAAAUCAGGGUGGUUGAGAAUGGCACGUUUGACAAACUCAUGGACUUUGCUCUUAGCCAAGGUGCCUCCAUAAACCAAUACAAGACACCUCGUUGCGUCACUUACGUGCCCAUUAUCGACCUUCUUAACUCCAAAGUUGUUUCCAAUUACUUCAGUCCCAAAUGCCCAAGUUGGGUCCCUGGUCACAAGAAUUGGUUCAUUGAAAAUUAGUCCAUCAUGUUCUGAAAAAGAAAAAAGAAAAAAAAAAAAACUCUCUUGUUUCCAUUGUGAGAUUAGCGAAGAACUUAAACCCAUGUCACUCUCCUGUAGUAUUUCAAGUCUUAGUAAUAAACAGAAUAAAAUAUUUUAUCAUGGUAUAAUUUAAGUUAACUUGUAGGAUUUAAUCUAGAAGAGUUUCUUCUGGUGAA
This is a messenger RNA of Vigna unguiculata (cowpea), 2130 nucleotides long. RefSeq names its product indole-3-acetic acid-amido synthetase GH3.6-like. Gene Ontology annotation, molecular function: indole-3-acetic acid amido synthetase activity. NCBI's taxonomy places the organism in Eukaryota, Viridiplantae, Streptophyta, Magnoliopsida, Fabales, Fabaceae. The record is from RefSeq and is a predicted model, not a curated record. Gene Ontology annotation, cellular component: cytoplasm.